AAUGAUAGUAUGUGAAGUUUGGGCGGGAAGAAGGCAAGGCCAUGACCAUCUUGGCCAACCCAACUUCUGUGCUGUUCCCUAAAGCAUUGGAGAUCAAGAAGCGCCUCCUUCAAGGAUUCAGCUCCUUCAAACAGCUUAAACAUGUUCACGCUCGGCUUCUCCGCCUCGGCCUCGACCAGGACAACUAUCUCCUCAACAUGAUCCUGCGCUCUAGCUUUGAUUCUGGUAACGCAUCCUACCCUCGAAUUCUCUUCAACCAAACUCUCCAACCCAACAUUUUCUUGUGGAACACGUUGAUCCGGGGCUUGGUUACCAACGAUUGCUUUGAUGAAGCCGUUGGGUUCUACAGUUUAAUGCGAACAGGGGGAUUUUUGCCCAACAAUUUCACUUUUCCUUUUGUUUUAAAGGCAUGCGCGAGGCUUUCUGAUCUCCAGCUGGGUGUGAAGAUCCACGCCAUUGUGGUGAAAGCAGGUUUUGAUUUUGAUGUGUUUGUUAAGACUAGCUUGGUUUGUUUGUAUGCAAAAUGUGGCAUUUUAGAGUACGCCCAUAAGGUUUUCGAUGAUAUUCCUGAGAAAAAUGUUGUUUCUUGGACUGCAAUCAUUACUGGGUAUAUAGAUUUUGGCCGGUUCAGGGAAGCAAUUGAUCUGUUUCAGAGGUUCCUAGAACUGGAUUUGAGGCCUGAUAGUUUUGCCCUUGUUAGGGUUCUGUCUGCCUGUACACAGGUAGGUGAUUUACGCAGUGGAGAGUGGAUUCAUGGAUAUAUUGCGGAGAUUGGGAUGGGAAGGAAUGUCUUUGUGGCUACUGCUUUAUUGGAUAUGUAUGCAAAGUGCGGAAAAAUGGAGCAAGCUCGUAGUGUGUUUGAUGGGAUGCCUGAAAAAGACAUUGUUUCUUGGGGUACCGUGAUUCAGGGAUAUGCAUUGAAUGGUUUUCCAAAAGAAGCCUUGGACCUCUUCUUCCAAAUGCAAAGAGAAAAUGUGAAACCCGAUCAUUAUAGCAUGGUUGGCAUUCUAUCGGCUUGUGCAAGGUUAGGAGCGCUGCAAUUGGGGGACUGGGCCAGUGGCUUGAUAGAUAGAAAUGAAAUUUUGUCUAACCCCAUUUUGGGUACAGCAUUGAUUGACAUGUAUGCAAAAUGUGGAAACAUGGCUUCGGCAUGGAGAGUUUUCAAAGGGAUGAGGGAGAGGGACGUUGUGGUAUGGAAUGCUGCAAUAUCUGGACUUUCCAUGAAUGGCCAUGUCAAGACUGCAUUUGCACUUUUUGGCCAAGUAGAGAAGCUUGGUUUCCAACCUGAUGGGAGCACUUUUAUUGGCCUGCUAUGUGGGUGUUCUCAUGCUGGUCUUGUUGAUGAAGGUCGUCGAUAUUUUUACAGUAUGAAUCGUAUUUUUUGCUUGACUCCCACCAUUGAGCAUUAUGGAUGUAUGGUUGAUCUUCUCAGUCGAGCUGGUUUAUUAGAGGAGGCCCAUCAGAUGAUCAAAAGUAUGCCUAUGGAAGCUAAUGCUGUAAUUUGGGGAGCCUUGUUAGCUGGAUGUAGGGUACAUCGGAAUGUCCAAUUGGCUGAAUGUGCAUUAAAGAGAAUGAUUGAGUUAGAACCAUGGAACUCGGGAAAUUAUGUUCUCUUAUCAAACAUUUAUUCAGCAAGUCAUAGAUGGGAAAAUGCAGAAAAACUUAGGUCACGGAUGAAUGAGAAAGGAAUCCUAAAAGCACCUGGGUGUAGUUGGAUUGAAGUAGAUGGGGUUGUUCAAGAGUUCCUUGUGGGAGAUAAGUCUCACCCCCUCUCAGAGAAGAUAUAUGCAAAACUUAAUGAAUUGAAUAGAAAACUGAAAUCAGUGGGUUAUAUCCCAAAAACAGAUUUUGUCUUGUUUGACAUAGAAGAAGAGGAGAAAGAGCAUUUCUUAGGUUAUCACAGUGAGAAGUUGGCGCUUGCAUUUGGUUUAAUUAGCACGAAACCAGAGGAUGUUAUUCGAAUAGUGAAAAAUCUCCGUGUGUGUGGUGACUGUCAUAUGGCAAUGAAGCUCAUUUCGAGGAUUACAGGCAGAGAGAUUAUUGUUAGGGAUAACAACAGAUUCCACUGUUUUAUUGAGGGAUCAUGCUCAUGCAAAGAUUACUGGUGACUCAGUAAUAGUUUAUUCUUUGAGUGAUACUGUGUAGAAUGAAUUUUGUAAUUGCAUUUUUCCCAACAGCUAAUACAUUUGUUGAUUGAAGGUAGCAUUCCAUAAAACUCCCAGCCGGCCAUUCCAAGUAGACAUUAUGUGAAUAUGUAUGAAAGAUAAACUUGUGCCUGC
Malania oleifera is the source of this 2279-nucleotide messenger RNA. RefSeq names its product putative pentatricopeptide repeat-containing protein At3g08820. Gene Ontology annotation, molecular function: zinc ion binding; RNA binding; protein binding. The record is from RefSeq and is a predicted model, not a curated record. Gene Ontology annotation, biological process: RNA modification. Lineage: Eukaryota; Viridiplantae; Streptophyta; Magnoliopsida; Santalales; Ximeniaceae. Bases 42 to 2108 code for a protein of 688 amino acids. The transcript has a single exon.